Pocillopora meandrina is the source of this 6577-nucleotide messenger RNA. The record is from the annotation of a GenBank genome assembly. NCBI's taxonomy places the organism in Eukaryota, Metazoa, Cnidaria, Anthozoa, Scleractinia, Pocilloporidae.
AGAUGUUGAGUGCACGAAGACCUACAACCGUGACAAGAGUGAUACCAGUCCCCAAAGACAAAGUUGGACAUGUCAUAGGAAGGAGAGGAUCAAGAAUAAAGGAAAUCAGGGAGCAAACCGGAGUCCAGAUAUCAAUUAAUAAAGAAAAUCAAGCGCUCUUGAGAGGCACGGCAGAACAAUGUCAAAAUGCGGAAAAGAUAAUAAAGGAAAUCGUGACGGUAAGAGCUCAUUAGUGGGAAAAGGAGGCUGAGUGUCUGUAUCUAACUCAGUGUCAAUUGAAUCAUCAAAUCGCUGAGCUGUUCUAGAUUCAAUACAUUGGAUGCUUAAACUUAAAUCAAAGAAAUAAGAGGGUUGUAAAUCCCUCACAAAAAAUAUCGAUAUGUAAGUCGAGAGGUUUGACUGUAAAACUCUUAAUGAGCUCCUCUUUUUUCUGUAUUUAGAUUUUUACUGCUUUGAAAGUAGGUCUUUUUAUAAAAUGUAAAUGUAAGAUUUGUAUGGAAUGAAGUGACUAUCUUACUGCAAGUUUUCUUCAGCCUGCUGCUUUUAAACUCUCUGGAUCCGUCGUUGAACUUCCCUUAAUUUCAUCAGCUACCCACCAUUCGAAUAUUACUGAUCACAUAUGUCAUUCAUAUGAAUUCUCAAGAGUUUCAAAGCUUGUGUGUAUUUUCUCUCCCUGGGUUUUUUUUAAGUCUAGAUACGGUUAUGUCUUUGUUCUGACCCGUAGGGUGCUCAAGACAACGAAAAAGGCGGGUUCAAGAAGCUCCACGUUGAUAUACCUGACAAAUUCAUGGGUGUUGUCAUCGGAAAAGGAUAUGAGACGUUGAACAAUAUCUCAACUAAGACUGGUGUAACUCUAAAAGCCUUCAGGGGCAGCCCUGGCCUGUACUUCAAAGGAUCAAGAGAGGUCGAAAAAAAAGCAAUACGAGAAAUAAAGGAAAUUGUGGUGAGUGUGUACUGGUGUCCCUGUGUCAUCAUCCUUUCUUAUGAUUGGUUGUUGUGAUCAUGUUGGUUUUGAUUUUACGACACAGGAUCCAAAUCCACCCAGAAGACCUCUUUUAUAACUGCAGGCAUAAUUAUCAAUCUUUCUGCGCAAGUGAAAAAAAGGACUCGAAGGGUCAUACUCUUAACCUCCCCUUAGGGGAAAAAUUCUAUUGUUAUUUUCCAUAUGUUGUCAAGGCCAUGAAGGCUAAUUUACAGAAAUGUAAUAGAAUACAAAUGAGACUACCCCUUUUAAGAGAGACAUCUUAAGUCCUCGUAACAAAGAUAAUCCCUCUUCAAAUUCUCUUAAAAUUUAAGAUAUGUUCCGGUGCUACUUGAAUGUUUUGGUGAAGAACGAUUGAGGAUUUCAGCGUGGGUUACCUUCGCGACAUGACAUCACACUUUCCUCUGGGGGAUCUCCAAAAACGAAAGUGAGCUCAAGCAGGCUCUCGUUAAGAAAAUUAGGGGUUCAGUGACCUGACAGCAUUCUUGGUAUUGUGCAUAAGUCUGUCGUGAUACAACAUUAGCAAUUAACGGUUUUCCUUUUAUUUAAGAAUCUUGCAAUGAAACGUUCACAGAACGUUAAACCUCCAGCAAGGUUUGUUUAUGUGGACACUGCUCAGCUGGAAGAAAACCACGAGUUUGAGCUGCAGGCGUUACAAUCAGAUCAAGUCACCGGCUAUGAAAAUAAGUCUUUCCAACUGAAGCCACUGGAACAUCCUUUAGGAAAGGUCUGCCCGAUUUUGCGCUUAUCUUGUAUGAAAACGACUGUCUAACCCCAAACUAACCCCUAAAUAAAGAAAAUUAUUCAUGCCUGCAGACAUAAUGUAAAUGUUACUGCUCAGAAAAUUAAUCACUCAAAAUCUCAGCAACACAGUUUAAACUACACCAUUCACUAUAUAUAAACAUUUCUAAUUUCACACGAUGAGUAGGUAACUGAAGGUUUCAUAUUGCAAGUUCGCCCUCCUACGUGUUCGCUGUAAACCCCCACAUGAAAAAGAAUUACAGCCCUAGAACAAGACACUAACUACAGAAAUUCUCUAUUUCUGUACUUGCUCUCAUCAUAUUUUGUCUCGCCUUUGUCAAAACAUUUCUAUAAACCAUUUCUUUUAUUAAGAAAAAAUUCAUAUUGCAUGCUUAUAACUUCGGAAAGCUUGAUUUUUCAAUAAGUCAUAUCGCACAACGACUUUUGAACUGAGAGGAAUCGACCACAACGUCUAAACAAAGUGAACAUCCCAAGCAAUAAAACAACCAACAGUUAUUACAAAAGACAUUACAAUCAUCUUGUUUCUUAAUAGGAAACAGAUGAUUUUGCUGACACGGACCGUCUGAAAGAAAAGAUCCGUGGAGUUUUAGGGCAAAUUCACAAAGACAAGGAGGAAGGGGGCAAGGUUAAGAUAGACAUGAAGAGUCGUUUCGGUCACGCCUAUAUAACCAAGAUUGAUGAAGGUGAGAAAUGGGAAAAGGGGGGACAACAUAGCAGAGGGACAAGGAGCGUAUGAAUUAAUCAAAAAGUCUGAUGAAGUAUCUUGAAUUUAAGUCGAAGAUUAACGAAAAUGCCUGGUUCUGUAACUAACAUAAGAUGUAAUGUGGAGGUGUUAAUCUAAGAUUUUCUUUCUUUUGUUUCUCUGUACUGCAGAAGAAGAGAAAGAUACUUUUACUCUGAAGGAGAUCAAAGAAAGAGUUGAAUCUACGUAUGGCAAGAGUUGGAAGCCCUUCUUCAAGGCAGGCGUCUUAAGAAUAGAAGUUGAGGAAAUUGAGAGGGGCCUUGAAUCUUUCACAGCAACUGACGAUAUCAGAUAUGACUUCACAUUCUACACUCCUUCUUGCCGAGAUAUUCGUGCUAAGGUAAUUUAAAUCUGUAAAUUGAGUAAAUAAGAGCAUCCAUUUAUAUCGUAAGAUUCUUUUCAUCAUCUGAUGCUGGAUUUGGAUUGUCCUUUUCUGGUAAAAAGACUUUUCACUUCUGAUCAAACACUUUUGAGUAUCGCCAAAGAGGAAUCGAAAUGAAGAGGGGUAUUCUGGUUUAUAUCUGCAAGGUUCAGUGAAAACGAUACGGUCUUGAAGGAAUCCGGAAAGUUUGUUCUUAAGAUCUCUUAAACUAUAUUCUAGCCUCUUAAUUAAAGGAAUAAGUCUCCCAUAGCUGAGGAACUGAGACACCGAAAAACUGUCUCUUGUUUUAGAGAAGCCUGUCUACUUCCCUGAAUAAAGACUGAUUGGAAUUAGUUUUCAAUUUACCAAAUUUUCUUGUUUCUCUCUUUAUGCCAGGUAUGGCUGGUGGAGGAACAUUCUGAGGACGAGGGUGCCACGGCUCCUUCGCUAAUGUUCUCUCGCAAUGCUCCUAUUCCUGUCAAAAGCGUCUUGACUCGUGUGUCAUCCGAAGACGAGACCGGAAGUACAUCGAACGAACCAUGUUUCCAUAUGUGUUCUCAGUUUCAGCAAAGAAUGAGAGCAGACAUUUUGAUACCUUCCAAGGGAUUUGACUGCCGUUUGUCAAUAAGAACAUGUGAGUCUGUGAAGUAUGACAAGAAAGACGUAAUAAACAGCUUCUCACAGCUCUCAGCGGCAUUAACUUUUAAUUUCAUGAGUUUUUUAAUCGCGGAUGGAAAACUUACCGCGAAUGACAUUAAAAGAGGAAGAAAAAAACAAAAACUGAAGAGCGAAACACUUGAUGAUAUUUGCCAUCAGUUUUACCGCCCAAAAAUAAUGAAUGAAUGGAGCUUACAGCACUAAGUAGUUUUUUUUACUCCAUAAUUUAUUCUUCUGAACUUCAGAAGAAAAAAUCAUGAAGUCAAAAACGCUCAACUGUGUAAGGGACUAGUUUUCAAGGAGAGUAACACUGAAAAAAAUAACGGAAGGAAUCAAGUAUGGGCUUUUGUCUAACAUUGUCGUAUAAUGAUAAAUAAACCUCACAUUGUCUCAAUUAAAAGUGUAUCCUUGUAUUUCUGUCAAGAUCCAAAUAUUCCGCAGACACCGGAGGCUGAAGAGGAAAACAGAAUUCUUGAAAGUUACUUGAUGAACAUGAAGAUUGAUCAAGGUCAAUUGAAGUUACCACCGAACUCCGAGAUUCCAGAUGGAUUUGACCUUUUUUACCAGCGUCGCAGUCUGAGAAGAACAUACCAGUGCAGAACGACGGAUGGAGAAAAGUUUGCUUUGACCGUUUGUAAAGACCAAGCUAAAAACGUGAAUACUGAUCACAGUGAUGUAGGGAGCUUCGACGAAACAGAAGUAAAGGUACGUAUCACUACAAUCAAGCUAUGCUUUCUCGUCGUCCAUGUUAGUCAUACACCGCUAUUUGUGUUAUGAUCCGUGUCACUCGUCUACAGUUGAUACCUGACAGUCAUUCAGCAUGUCGAUAAAUUAAAACAUCCGGAGGACUUCGGCCAGUCAGUGUGCCAGUCAGUCUGCUAGUCAGCCAGUGAAACAGUGGGUGUUCCAGUUAGGCUGUCAGCCAGUCUGCUGGUCAGCUAAUUCGAAAGUUGGCCAGUCGGUUAGUUAGUCAGUCUGUUAAUCAGCUACUCAGAUAAUCACGGUCUGCAAACCAAUAAGUCAGGCAGCUUGUCAGUUAGUCAAUUAGUCAGCCAUAUCAGUCCAUGAGCUAGCCACUACGCCAGCCAGUCCGCCAGUCAGUCCGCCGGUCAGUCCGUUAGCCAGUCCGUUAGCCAGUCUGCCAGUCAGUCCUCCUGCAAAACAUUCAGCUAGUCAGCCAGUUGGUCAGUCAGUCACUCAAUUCGUCAGUCAAUCAUUCAGAGAGUCAAUUUGGUAUCAUGUUCAACUGAGAUUAUAACGUAAAUUGACCGUUAAGAGUAUCAAAGCUGACGUUUCGAGUGUUAGUCCUUCAUUAGCCCUGACGAAAGUUUCACGCUUAAAACGUCAGCUUUGAAACCAGUUAGCUUGGUUGUUUCGUUAGCGAUUGACUAUCCUACAUUUUAAGUCCUUUGGUCAUAUGUUUUGAGUAAAAGGAAGUGUUAAGGGCUUUAAUAUUUUUUUAAACUGCUUAAUUUUGUUUCGAUUUCGUAUGAAAAAGACGGACAUUCAUCUGCAUUGUAAAGAAUGGGAUGAAGCUUUUGAUGAAGGAGCCUGGGAACCAGAGCAGAUCGUUGCUAAGCUACCGAAGUUCUUAAAAUUCCUGAGACAAGUUCAGUCACACGUGGCCCCACAUGGAGAGGCUAUAGGAGACUAAGUUUAGCCAAAAGCAAUUUAAGAGCAAGAUUAAAUCUAUGAUACGUAUAGAGAUCAAGAACUAAAAUGUGAUAGAUUAACUAAAUGUGAAUGCUCUUCAAUCCACGGCUAAAGAAGACGUCAUUACCAUCCUACGCAACACGUGCUUGGUGCAAGGAUGCAACAACACAACUUUGGGCGCCUCAUGGACAGUGGAAAACAUUUUCUUUAAAUUUGUAAAUACAAAAAAACAACUGAAAUUAAUAGCAAGAAAGGCUCCACUUUUUGAGAUAGAGUAUUUUUGUAAGAGAAGUCAUCCAGUCACACGCAGGAGAAAAAAACUCUGUUUAUCUUUCCUGUAGUACUUGCGCACCGUUUAUAAUUUGAUUUUAGUGAAUUUGUACAUCCUAGAAUGUAAAAUCCUAACAGCAUUUAAUUGCACCAUCAAAGCUUGAUGUUUUGAGAAAGAGUAUAGAUAAUGUUUAUACAAGGUGUGUGCCACCCUUACAUGGUUUGUAUAAUGGCCCUGUUAAAAACUAAAUGCAAUGAACUGAAUAACAAAAAAAAAAAGGAAAAAAAACAGCAUAUGAUAAAAACCUACAUCAGAAGUAUUGUCGGCUCCUUGCGACCAACUUUCGCGUGAGCAGAUACGUUUAUGAAUUCACAAUGGCACUCUCCAUUAGGGAAGAGUAAACGUCCCGCUUUGCAUUCAAAGUCUCUUGGUUUUGAUUAAAAUUGCUUCAUUGAAAAAGCUGUCUGAAGUUUUGUAAAACUUUCAGAGUUUGGUUUUUGAUAAUUUUAGUUUCAAGUAGAGUUUGUCACCAAUCAUCAUAUAAAUGAGAACUAGUUUGGCAAGGACUAUCACGACAAUGUUUUCUUCAAAAACAGCCAAUGAUCUAACUGAAAGUAUUAUUCACUCUCAUCGACGAUUAACUCAUGUACGAAGAUUUACCUCUGUUCAUUAUGAAAACGGCGAGGAAAGUAAUUGUAAGUAAAAUCAAAUUUUUUAUUUUGCAGUUGUGAGAGUUUGCUCGUUUUUUUGCUGCAAUAGCGUGUGUUAAUGUGGUCUUUCCUCCAAAAAAACUAAAUUCGAAUGAUAGACUCCGACACGACACAAGGGGAUUUAAUGCGGCUUUUUCUCAUUAAAUUCCUUCAGUUUCUGUUGUACAGUUUACGGCACAAAUGUCCAACUGAAAUUGAACGGACUUGGAAAGACUCACCAAGAGCGUAUAUUUAAUGUGGAACUGAAAUUAAAACUUCGCUUACCCUUUCACUACGAACAAAUUGUUUGAAAAAAUUCAGAUAUUAAAUGAAUGAAAGUUCAAUCGAUUAGUUCAACUGUAACCACAUACCUCACGUUUUAACUUUCUAGGUACUUUUUGUUAACAGUUAAAAUUGAUUGCAGACGGUUUUUAGGCCUCUUGUCAACCAACGUAAUGAC